Molecule: messenger RNA, 3355 nt
Organism: Sycon ciliatum
Lineage: Eukaryota; Metazoa; Porifera; Calcarea; Leucosolenida; Sycettidae
Exons: 5
Coding region: 162-2756 (864 amino acids)
Source: RefSeq, a predicted model, not a curated record
AGUUUUUGUACCAGGUGAUUUUUAUUAAUUUUUAUUGAUUGUACAAUCCAAUUGUGGUUGUAUUUAUUUUUCCUUCUAACAGGAGGAGUGUUGUUUUCCCUGGCGCUCUCUAUUGGCAAUCGUACGUAUUGUUCUUGGUGAGAGCAUUGCUUCGAACUGCCAUGGCGCUGGUGAAGCUUGCUGAUCGAUUAUUCAGGCGGGGAGUAUUGCAGAAGACUUAUUUCCCUGCCACUGGAAGCCUUCGUGCUUGUGCCACCACUGCUCUCCCGCACUCAAUACUGCACUCACAUUGGCCCAGUGAUGAGGAAAUAAAAGCCUCCAAGAAGCGCACACUGGAAGACUGUACUCCAGAAGCAGUCCUGAGAGCAUGCGGGAAUCUUCGAAAAAUUGACAACUUAUACGUCCAUGAGGAAAUGUGUCGUUUGGCUCCUCUAGUCCUGCAACUGAAGGAUUCUAGUCCAUACUUCUACAACCAGUCAUGUGCCAUCAUCUUGUCCACUGCCAUCUAUCUGAACGCCCCCAUGCCAUUUUCAGCAGAGGCUGGCAUCGUGGAUGAUUUCAAGCAGAUGCUGUCGGAAUCACUUGUCACCGCGGUGGCCUGCGUGGGCUUGCUACAGUAUAAACUGAAGAUGGGAAACUCACGGGACGCAUCUAGUGAAGAGGGAGAAUUGAAGCAGAUGGAAAAGCAGAUUGAGAUGCACCUAAAAGACCACAGUGAUGCUCAGCAAAUGGAACACCUGCUAAGCUGGUGGGCCCACUCGCGAAAGCCCAGUCCAGAUAGUGCUUUCGGCAAAGUAAUUUGGCAAAGCGUGAUGGACGGGAUCCGGUCAGAAUGGAGUGUUCUAGAUGCUAUACGGGUUCUACAACAGAUUGUAGCCUUCCCUGGUUCACCAGAGAAGAAGCUAUUCCACGGCAUGGUACUAAAGCGCAUAGAAUCCGAAGGCAGUCAGCCAGAGCAUAUUCUUGGACUGCUCCAGUACGUUCGCAAUUCUGAGUUGUCCUGGCUCUAUGAAGUAACGUUCAGUAGGUUUUCAUCAAAUUUGCACAAAGUCUUGCAGCGAUCCGCUCCCGUAUUCAACUCUAUUGUGGGUACGUACCCGCAAAUUGUCGACUCCGGAGUUGCAGCGCGUACAUUCAAGCUCCACUCCGAGGAGCAGUGGUUGGACUCCAAUAUCCAUGUGAUGCGAAUGAUGCAGCAAACGUGUCCAGAGCUGUUCGAGACGGUCGCACGUCAUCAAUUGCCUAAUGCUGGCGUGGAGUUGGCUACCGAACUGCUAAGUCUGGCCAAGGGUGGGCUAGCUGAGUGGAUUUCAUCAGAUCUACUCGCCCGCUUCCCAGUGGAGACCAUGCCACAGGCAACACAUGUAGAGCUGCUGCUGGCCAAGGUGGCUGAUUCUGGGGAUCUACCUUUGGAAAUUCUUGCCAAGAUCAAGGCAUCCAACGAUGGCAUCUCAUGCCUCCUGCACCGAAUGCUUCAAAGACCAAGAUUCUCCGUGCCAGAGCAGAUGACAGAGCCUAUUGCUCAGUUGCUAAUGGACGUAAUCGAGCUCUCUUUUGUUACCGACUUGCCUAACGUGGUGAUGUUGCUGUGCACGAACUGGCAGUGGAUGACAGCAGCGCGCCGUGAUCGAGCUACUCACGCUCUUAUGCAGCGAGUGCCUGAAAUGAGUAUUGACGAGCUACCACUGAUGCACAUUCACCAGCUUGGCCCCUCGGCAGUACGUAGUCUCUUUCAGCGGCUGAAUUCGUUCGUGCUAACCGUUGUGCCCGAAGAGGCAUGCUCUGUUGCUGCUGAGCUGUUGAAGCAACGACUGUUCUCGGCUGACCUGUACCGCAACAUCGUUGAUUACUGCGUUCGUCAUCUUGACAGCAUUCCCGACCAGGAGUUAGCCUUUGUGCUGGAUACGGUCCUCUCUCUGUCUGCCAUCGGCCGCAUUCCACUGGAUUCUGCUCAAGUACAGGCAGUGCUCAACACGAUCCAUGCUCGCAUGUCGUUGCCUAAUCAAAGCUCCACUCUUGUUGCACUUGGUUGGGCCCUGGCUGCUAAUGACACGUUUCACAGCUAUGUGUUUUCUGACGCUCUCAGCCAGGUGAAUGGUAAGUUACCAAAGCCCCGUAACGAUGCGUUCCACACACAGCGAAGGCUGCUGCAGAUGUAUGAGAGCUUUGAAUUGACCGAGUCAGCGUCCCUGGACAGUCCUAUACCGCCUUCGUUUAUCCUGGAAUGCAAGCAAGUUAGUCCUCACCUCGAAGGCUUCAAACCUCACAUCGUUGAUCACAGUGCCGGGUUCUCUGAAUUCAUAUCGGCAUUGCAGCAUGUUUAUCCGGAGGAAGUGGCAUCACUCAGAGCCAACGCAUUUGGCGCACUGUUUGCUGUUGUGGAGCCGAACAAGACGUCCUUGGAUGUGAGCUCCGAGACGGAUGAGAGCAUGUCCAGCCAGCAGCCGAUGAUAUUCGCUUUCCCUCGGGCCAGUCGCUUCUCCUAUCUACAGAAUGUGCCUGAGGACACGUAUGCUCCGUCCGGUGACUUGCUUCUGACGCUGCGCAACAUGGAACGGCUGCACGGCUACAGAACCUGCCUGGUUCCCUUUGCCGAGUGGUACGAUGCUCAAGAUCUGGAGGCAAGGUGUACAGUCCUGCGUCAUGUCGCUGACGGCAAGUACGAUCAUCUUUUGCCCGCUUGGCAAAGCAGUCCUCAGCGGCUGUGCCCGCAGGCUACUAGUGCAACUGCGGAGAAGAUUGAGACUGCAGUAUAGGAGGUAGUACUAGGGAGUCGGGACCAUUGACUUCUCUACUGUGGACUGCGUUGUACUGUCUGCCAUCGCUUACCUGGGGUCAAAGGCAGUGCACGCGUGUCAAUGAACAUGCUGGUUACUCCACUGCAGUGUUGUGCAGUGCAGUGCAGCAACUGUGUAGGUCUGCUCCGUGGCGGUGAGCAUUGAUCUGAUAAGGGCACGGCAAUCUGCAGCCAGUGCUGCUGGAGCAGAUUUCACUCGAACCUUGAGAGAAAAAGUUAGGCAACUUUCAUGUGUGCCACUCUCCCUUCCAUCCGUGCGUUUACGGCUACGGAGAAAUGCAUCAGUGGUGAUUUUCAUUUCCCAACGCUAAAACAGUUCAUCCUUCGCGUCAAGCUGCCCUGUGUACUUUUCUUUCUCUCUUGCUAUGCAAGACGAUGAUUAGACAUGUGCACUUUUCAGUCUGUUUAGAACACAGCGUAUCCUUUAUCCAAGCUACAGUAACCUUGAGGCGCCAGUUGAGCAUAGGGUUUCAGGCAGGCUUUUUGUUAGGGGAAGCAAUUAUUUGCCAUCUGCUCAUUAUUCAAGACAUUUAAAGAAUGAAAAAUUCGAUAAAAAUA